Molecule: messenger RNA, 933 nt
Organism: Lycium ferocissimum
Lineage: Eukaryota; Viridiplantae; Streptophyta; Magnoliopsida; Solanales; Solanaceae
Product: U-box domain-containing protein 12-like
Exons: 1
Coding region: 1-933 (310 amino acids)
Cellular component (GO): cytoplasm; nucleus
Molecular function (GO): protein binding
Source: RefSeq, a predicted model, not a curated record
AUGGCAAGAGCACGGGGGACAAUUGCUGAAUGCCUUUCUGAAUUGCAGUCUGAAUCCCAUGAGAAUCAGCAGAAAGCUCUGCUAACCUUGGUUUCAAUCACAAAGGUGAGCCCUCAAAACCGGAACUUGUUAGCGCAAGCACAAGGUGCCGUUUCUACCUUGUUGAGCCUAUCAUCUAUGUCUUCGUCAUCAACUACUACACAACUUCUCGCGCUCUCCAUUCUCUUCAACCUCUCGCUCAAUCCUAAUCUCAAGCAGUCUCUAUCAGACAUGGACAAAAUCCUGUUUCUCAACUCAGUUAUCCUAUCUUCAACUUCAGCUGAACCAAGUAGGAUAGCAGCUUCACUUCUCUGCAGUUUGGCAAUGCUAGAUAAGAACAAAGCAAAAUUCGGGGUGGCUGGAACCGUUGAGGUUCUCAUAAAGGCUAUAUCGAGACCACGAGGCCCUGCUUCCCAUCACUUCCUGAGCACAUUGGCUGAACUGGUGCAGUUUCACGGGAAUUGCACGGUGGCUGUCCGAGCAGGGGCAGUUCCGGUGCUGAUCAAGUUAGUUGAAAAUUCUGAUUGUGAGGAUCUUGCUGGAACAUCAUUGGCAAUCCUCAGCUUGCUUGCAAGGUUUGAAGAGGGACUAACUGCUUUGAAAGAGACAGACCAAAUUGUGCCAUUAAUGAUGCAAAUUUUGAAGGGAAAAUGCAUGUUGAGUAAAGAGGGAGCUGCUGAUAUUCUACUCCGUUUAUUCGACGAAAGUGAGAGAUGCAUAAGUGAUGUCCUGAGGGUGCCUGAGUUUUCAUCUGUGCUAGCUGAUCUUUCUGUUAGAGGGUCGGUGAGAGCGCGAGAGAAGGCUAGCUUACUCAUGAAGAAGCUAAUGGAAGCUAACAUGGAUAUUGUUUAUGGCGAUAUUGGCAAUAAAACGGCAACAUAUUUGCAAUGGUAG